Messenger RNA from Aureobasidium namibiae CBS 147.97, 2337 nucleotides. RefSeq names its product PLP-dependent transferase. The transcript is spliced from 2 exons. Gene Ontology annotation, cellular component: mitochondrion. The record is from RefSeq and is a predicted model, not a curated record. The coding region runs from base 1 to 2337 and encodes 778 amino acids. Gene Ontology annotation, molecular function: pyridoxal phosphate binding; ATP binding; S-adenosyl-L-methionine:8-amino-7-oxononanoate transaminase activity. Lineage: Eukaryota; Fungi; Ascomycota; Dothideomycetes; Dothideales; Saccotheciaceae. Gene Ontology annotation, biological process: biotin biosynthetic process.
AUGCGUCAAGUCGGGUCUGCUCUAUGGCCGAGGCUUAGAGCCGUGCAGGUAUAUGGAGCCAAUACUGGUGUAGGAAAGACAGUUGUCAGCACAUUGCUCUGCAAAGCUCUACGGAAGAGGCUACCAGAUUACAACGUGCAUUAUCUGAAACCAAUCUCUACUGGGCCACUCGACGACCAGGACAACCGUCAUAUAACACGAUACUCAAAAGACAUCACAUCGAAGACGCUACUUCAAUUUGACGACCCAGUCAGCCCUCAUAUUGCUGCCAGAAUCUCCAAGGAGCCGAUUGACGACCAGAGCAUCUUGACUCGUGUUUACGAGGAGCUGCUUGGGUAUGCCACAGGGAAGGAUGCUGUAGCCGUCGUCGAGACUGCUGGUGGUGUGCUCUCUCCAGCGCCUUCUGGAAAUGUACAGGCAGAUCUCUAUAGACCAUUGAGAUUGCCUACCUUACUCGUGGGUGACCACCGCUUGGGCGGCAUCGGCACGACCAUCUCGUCCUGGGAAUCACUUCAUGUCCGUGGCUACGAUGUGAACUCGGUCCUCGUCUUUGAGGAAUCGAGAUACGACAAUCACACAUAUCUGAAAGACUACUUCAAGGAGAGAGGGAUUCAAACACUCUCUUUGCCACCGCCUCCUGAGCUCAAAUCUUCUCAAGCAGACGAUGAGCAAUCUAUGAGAGAAUACUACGAAUCGGCCAGCAGCUCAUCUAACCUCGAACAAUGUAUUGACAAUAUCAUCCAGACUCAUGAUAAAAGGCUAUCUAGUCUACAAUCGCUGCCCAAGAGAGCUGACAGUAGCAUCUGGCAUCCUUUCAUGCAGCACACCGAAAGAUCAGAGCAGAAUAUUCUGGCCAUCGACUCGGCCUAUGGCGACUACUUCCAGACUCAUAACUCCAGUGGUUCUGGCUCGAAGGAAGGUAAUCAGCUGAAGCCUGCUUUUGAUGGUUCAGCAUCAUGGUGGACGCAAGGACUUGGCCACGGUAAUCCCACAUUGGCGCUUACUGCCGCACACGCCGCUGGUCGUUACGGCCAUGUCAUGUUUGCUGGUGCUGCACAUGAACCUGCUGUAUCGCUUUCGGAGACACUGCUCCAGAACAUUGGUAAUCCACGUCUUACAAAGACUUUCUUCACCGACAAUGGAAGCACUGGCAUGGAAGUCGCAGUCAAGAUGGGUCUCAAAGCAGCGAGCAAACGCUACGGCUGGUCCCCGGAUGAUGAGAUCUUGAUCCUCGGCCUCAAAGGCAGUUAUCAUGGCGACACCAUCGGCACCAUGGACCUCUCAGAACCGUCAACAUACAACAAGAAAGUCGAGUGGUACUCUGGUCGUGGCCACUGGUUUGACUUCCCUCUCGUCAAGAUGCAAGCAGGCAAAUGGAUUGUCGAGCCUCCUGCAGGUAUGGAGGAAGAGUUUGGCCCCGUCCGCUCCUUCUCUAGCCUCGACGAGAUCUUCGCACUUGCUGGCAGAAAGGCUGAUGCUGAGCGUUACGAGUCUUAUAUCAAAACUUCUCUCGAAGCUUUGACUGCAGAGGGCAAGAAGUUCGGUGCUCUUAUCAUGGAGCCAGUCAUUCUCGGUGCUGGCGGUAUGCUGUUCAGCGAUCCUCUCUUCCAACACGUAUUAGUGAAGGUUGCACGCGAGCAAUGCCCGGAGCUGUAUGGUAAUGCAGCAGCUACAUCAGACUCGGAGCUAGCAUGGAAGGGUAUUCCUGUCGUCUUUGAUGAAGUUUUCACUGGUCUGUACCGUCUCGGCCGUUUCAGCAGUUCGUCGUUUGUUGAUGUUCAGCCCGACAUUUCUGUUCAUGCCAAACUACUUACUGGCGGUCUCCUGCCGCUCUGUACUACUCUUGCUAGUGAGAGCAUCUUCGAGGCCUUCUUGAGUCCUGAGAAGUCUGAUGCCUUGCUCCAUGGUCACAGCUACACUGCACACGCCGUCGGCUGCGACAUUGCAAGGUACUCCCUCAAGACUAUGAAGGAGAUGGAUGAAGGCGCCACCUGGACUAGCUUCAAGUCUUCUUGGAGACAAGAAGACGAUAGCAAGCAAAACCUGUGGAGCAUGUGGUCGCAAGACUUUGUGCGCGACCUUUCGCUUAGAUCGAAUGUCGAGAGUGUGUUCGCUCUGGGCUCUGUUUUGGCGAUGUCGCUCAAGGAUCCUGCUGGCUCUGGUUAUACUUCCACAGCUGCGACUGGGCUGAGAGAUACGCUUCUCCACGAUUCGUCUUCGGAGAAUGCUAUUCACUCACGCGUGUUGGGCAAUGUUUUGUAUCUGAUGGCUAGCAUGACCACAACUCCGGACACAAUCGCAAGCAUCCAGAGAAAGGUACAGGCUGCAAUGAGAUAA